CAAAGUCACAAGUCGAUCCUCUCUCUGAAUUCAGCAUUUGGUCCCUUAUUUUGCUAUAGCUCGAUCGACCAUAGUUUUCCAUAUAAUAAUUAAGCUGCACUUAGAUGGACAAGGUGAUGAAGUUAGCUUCACAGAAGGCUGUGGUGAUCUUUAGCCAGAGCUCAUGUUGCAUGUGCCACACCAUCAAGAGGCUCUUGUGUGAGCUGGGGGUGAAUCCGGCGAUUUAUGAGCUCGACGAGGAGCCGAGAGGGAGGGAGAUGGAGAAGGCCCUUGUCAAGCUUCUUGGACGCAGCCCGCCUGUUCCAGCAGUGUUUGUUGGCGGGAAGUUUGUGGGGUCGACUGAUAAGAUCAUGUCCCUUCACCUGGGAGGCAAGCUCACUCCAUUGCUUAAGGAGGCAGGAGCUCUAUGGCUUUGAUAAUAUAUAUACAUCUUAGAAAUACUCUACAUUAUUAUAUAUCAUAAUCCAGAUGUCUGUCCCAACUAUGUCUGCAUGCUCUAUAUAACAACAAUGUGAACUUGGAUUAAGUUUUGUUGUCAUGAAAGUCCAAGUUCAGGAAAUAAUUUAGCUUUACAUCUUGAUUUUCUGCUGUCAAACUUUUGGUGGAAGUAUAACAACAAUCUUAGUGUGGGUUUUUGAUGGAAUAAGUAUAAAACUUCUAGUUAUUUA
Messenger RNA from Zingiber officinale, 668 nucleotides. Its product is annotated as glutaredoxin-C1-like. NCBI's taxonomy places the organism in Eukaryota, Viridiplantae, Streptophyta, Magnoliopsida, Zingiberales, Zingiberaceae. The record is from RefSeq and is a predicted model, not a curated record. The transcript has a single exon. Bases 105 to 416 code for a protein of 103 amino acids.